This is a messenger RNA of Gasterosteus aculeatus aculeatus (three-spined stickleback), 11872 nucleotides long. The record is from RefSeq and is a predicted model, not a curated record. NCBI's taxonomy places the organism in Eukaryota, Metazoa, Chordata, Actinopteri, Perciformes, Gasterosteidae.
UGUGUGGGGGAGGCGGGGGGAAUCGGAGGAUUACAAGGGGCCAGAUGUCCCAGUAGUUUGAUUCUGUAGCUCCACGUGUGAGCGCUGUGAACAGUGUGAAAUCGGUGCGUGCUGUAUACUAAAGCAGUAUGGAUUGACAGCUCUAGGAAUAGAGUAUAAAAGGCGAGCUGCUUAUAUUGCAGUAACAACUUACAAUGUCAGAAUGUUGCGCAUCCUCUCUGUGAAGAAAAGCUUUGGGCAAGUGCCGGUGGGACGGAGGGGAAGCUGAAGCGUCAGGGUCGCUGAUCUGCCAAAACUCUGCAGUGUUUGAUCUGUAAAUGGCACCAACUGGGGCUGUCGCUCUGCCUCUGAUGUUCCUGGGAGGGAGGCAACGAGAAGACAUGUGUGUGUGUGUGUGUGUGUGUGUGUGUAUGUGUGUGUGUGUGUGUAUGUGUGUAUUUGUGUGUGUGCACGAGAAAAAAUAAUGUCAGAUGGUUUUUACCACCACAUGGGGUGGGAAAGAGAAACCAAAGAGCGUAGCAUUUGUACUUACAAAAAACUGCUUUAACCAUUUACUCUUGAAGAAUUAAAUUGUAGCACUUUGAUGAACCUCCUUUGAAGACCAACCCUCGCCUAGUCCUGCACCCCCCCCCCCCAACCCCCCUCCCCUCCCAUCCUGUGAAUAGACUUUUUAAGAAACACUCCCUUCUGGACGUCAGAGGAGAAUUUGUGCAACAAAGCUGUUUUAGCCUUCCGGCUGCACGAGUGCUGCCGCUCCGUAAAAACUUCACGCCCUGCGAUGCCUCCAUGUUGUGCAUAAAGACGGAGCGGUCCAGAGAGUUGUAGUCCCUUCUAGUGAAAAUGCUCUCUGUUACUGCCUUUUAUUGCAGCUGCAUUUUAGAUACUGUACAACUGCAAGAGGAUGAAUGUUCCACUGAAAUUUUCAAUCGAAUGUGCUGCUCUCUUUCCCCAAAUCAGGAAUCAGGUUCCAUCUUUCUCCAGUUCAGCUCCUCUACUACCCUACAAUUAGAGGUCAUCUUUGAGGUGCUGGAGGAGUAUGACUGGACGUCUUUUUCCGUCGUGUCCACGCGUCACCAUGGCUACCAGGACUUCCUAUCUGUGGUGGAGGGCCUGACGGACGGCUCCUUCAUCGGCUGGGAGAAGAAGAGUGUGGUGAUCCUGAACGUGACCGAUGACCCCGGAGGGGCUCGCACGCGCAGGCUGCUGAAGGAGAACGAGGCGCAGGUACGUUUGCUGUACUGCUCCCAGGAGGAGGCUGAGCUGGUCUUUCAAGCCGCCUGGGCCGCCGGGCAGGCCGGAGCCUCGCACAUGUGGUUUGCCGUGGGGCCGGCUCUCUCAGGUCUGAGCAUGGACAGCCUGCCCAGGGCCGUGUUUGCCGUGCGGCCCCAGGGCUGGAGGGACGAACCUCGACGGAGGAUCGCUCGCGGGGUGUCUGUGCUGACUCAUGCGGCGGUGGCCAUGCGCAAGGAUUACGGAACCACGGGUGGGCCGAACUUUGUCACCAACUGCAUGACGGACGCCAAUCAGACCCAGAGACUGCGGGGCAGGAUGAGGUAUUUCAGCAACAUCACGCUUCGUGGUCGAGACUAUUCCUUCAAUAGUGAUGGAUACCUGUCCAACCCCUUCCUCGAUGUAAUCUCCUGGACACCUGGACGUGGAUGGGAAGAUGUAGGCUGGUGGGAGAACGGUGUGCUGAGACUCCGUUACCCAGCGUGGUCCCGCUAUGGGCCGUUCCUUAAACCACCUGACGAUGCCCAGCACCUGCGCGUUGUCACGCUGGAGGAAAGGCCAUUUGUCAUUGUGGAGUUGGCAGACGCCGCAUCUGGGACCUGCAUCCGGGACUCAGUGCCUUGCAGACGACCGCUUAAUGCCAGUGCCAUCCAUGAAGGUGUGGCUCCCAUGAAGCAGUGCUGCAAGGGCUUCUGCAUCGACAUCCUCAAGAGAUUGGCCAAGAUUGUCGGCUUCACCUAUGACCUUUACUUAGUGACCAACGGAAAACACGGGAAGAAAAUCGAUGGGGUUUGGAACGGCAUGAUUGGAGAGGUGGUAUACAAGCGGGCCGACAUGGCCAUUGGCUCGCUGACUAUCAAUGAGGAGAGGUCCGAGGUCGUGGAUUUCUCUGUCCCUUUUGUGGAGACGGGGAUAAGUGUCAUGGUCUCCCGUAGCAACGGAACUGUAUCACCCUCGGCCUUCUUAGAGCCCUACAGUCCGGCGGUGUGGGUGAUGAUGUUUGUCAUGUGCCUGACCGUAGUGGCUGUGACCGUCUUCAUCUUCGAGUUCUUCAGCCCCGUGGGCUACAACCGCAGUCUCCAGAACGGCAAGAAGGUCGGAGGGUCUACCUUCACAAUAGGAAAGUCUGUGUGGCUUUUGUGGGCCAUCGUCUUCAACAACUCCGUGCCAGUGGAGAACCCCAGAGGAACCACAAGCAAAAUUAUGGUGCUGAUCUGGGCCUUCUUUGCUGUCAUCUUUCUGGCCUCCUACACGGCUAACCUGGCUGCCUUCAUGAUCCAGGAGGAGUACAUUGACACGGUGUCUGGCCUCUCGGACAAGAAGUUUCAGCAUCCCGAGGAGCAGUACCCACCUCUGAAGUUUGGCACGGUGCCCAACGGGAGCACAGAAAAAAACAUCCGCUCCAACUACCCAGGCAUGCACCAGUACAUGGGCAAAUACAACCAGAGAGGAGUGGAGGACGCUAUACUUAACCUCAAGGAAGGGAAACUGGAUGCUUUUAUUUAUGAUGCUGCAGUAUUGAACUAUAUGGCCAGGAAGGACGAAGGUUGUAAGGUGAUGACCAUAGGCUCGGGGAAGGUUUUUGCCACCACAGGCUACGGUAUCGCCCUGCACAAAAACUCACGCUGGAAACGUCCUCUUGACCUGGCACUGCUGCAGCUGGUGGGAGAUGAUGAGAUUGAGAUGCUGGAGCGCCUUUGGCUAUCAGGUAUCUGCCAUAAUGACAAAAUUGAGGUGAUGAGCAGUAAACUGGAUAUUGACAACAUGGCUGGGGUCUUCUACAUGCUGCUGGUGGCUAUGGGCCUAAGUUUGCUGGUGUUUGCCUGGGAACACUUGGUGUACUGGAAGCUUCGCCACUGCAUGGCCACCAGCUCUGGCAAAUUAGACUUUCUCCUGGCAAUCAGCAGAGGCAUGUAUAGCUGCUGUAGCUUUGAGGAUGAAACGGCACCAGGUGGAGCUAAAUCUUUGCCCACUCAUCACCACACAGCGAUGGUUACAGUCCCGUCCCAACCGCACGUUGUCUCGACAUCUAUGACCAAUCCAGUCAUUGCCAUGGCGCAACAGCAGCAACCUCCGCAACAGCAGCAACCGCAGCCCGUCUACAAAACGCCUCUACCGGGCUCUCCUCCCACCGUGGUGCAUUCUGGAGCAGCACUGGGUCCCUCCAACACCCCCAUUGCUGGUGCACCCCUUCCUUGCUCCACCUUCCUGCCCCGGCCAGACCGCAGACUGGCAGUGGUGGAUCGCUGGAGGCUGCCCAAAUCUGCUACAGCCACCAACCCAAUGGCUGUAAGGGGGACAAUCACUGACAUGGGACCCUUUGCUCAGAAAGUCCCACCGAACUGGGCUUCAACAGCUGGAGGGGGUGGGGGACUUGAAGGCUAUAAAAGAUACUAUGGUCCCAUUGACCCUGAGGGACUGGGGCCCUGCAUGGAGCAGCAGGCAGGGUCCCAGACCCCCAAGACUAUGCCAAGGGGCCACCCCCAACCCCCUCCAGCCAGUGUGGCCUUCUAUUCAGAGAAGGGCAUGGACCACGGGGUGGGGAAGAGGGUGGUGGGAGGUGGCAGUGGAGGUCAGGGGAAAGGGGCCGGUAAACCUCUGGGCACUCCCAGAUUGCCGCCUAAGAGUCAGGCCCCUCUGCCUCCUACACCCCCGCUGCCACACCCCUCUCCCCCUCUCCCCUCAUCCUUCUGGAGGAAGCGUAGGCCCAAGAAGCCCAAAGAGCCUGGAGGGCCUCUGUAUGAGAACAUUCUGCCCCUGGGGCAGAGGGGAGGAGCACGAGAUGGAGUGAGGGAGGGAGGAGGGAGGAGGGCACGCCCCCUCUCUCCCCCGCUCUCACUUCCUGUGCCAGUACCCCUCAGCCCCUCUUACACCCCUCCUUCGCCCUCUGCAUCUUUGCACUAUACGUCCUCCACUUCUUCGUCAACCACCUCGUCCACAUCCACGUCCUCGUCUGCUUCAUCCUCGCGCUCCACCUCUCCCACCUACUCUUACAGCUCCUCUAGGAGCACACGGGACAGGACUGGAGGAAUAGAUGGAGAGGACGAUGAUGACGACGAGGAGCUGACGGAAGAGUCCAGCCUCCUCAUUGGUAGGGGGAGGGAGAGGGAACGCUCAAUUCUUCAGCCUCGUUCCCUCAGCCAUGGGCGCCUGCCGCCACCCAUACCCCCCAGGAAACCACGCUCAUCCUGGGGUGACAGAGAAAGGGAACGAGAGAGGGAGAGGGGGGGAAGCCAACUGUCUCAGCUCCAAGAAUGGUGGGCCAGCUGGAGUGAGCGAGAGAGGAGUGGAGUGGGUGGAGAUGCUGAGAGGCAAAAAAGGGAAAAGAAGAGGAGGAAAGAGAAGGAGAAAGAGAAGAAGAAGAAGAAAAAGAACAAAAAGAAGAAAAAGAGGGAGGAAAGGGAGAGAGAGCGAGAGAGGGAAAGAAAGCGGCGAAAGGUGAAAAAGAAAAAGAAAAAGGAGCUUAAGACAAAGAAAAGGAAGAAAUCUAUUGGGGGAAGACGCUCAGAGCCAGAAGAGGGAGAUGUAGAGCCAGAGAGGGAAGGGGAGGUAGAAGGAGACAGAGAAGGAGGAAUACAAGACUACUCGUUCUCUACGCAGUAUCGUAACACAUUUGGGGAGAAAGGACGGGAUUCAUGGGAAGGAGACAGGGAGAGAGGAAGGAGAGAAGGAGAUGAUGGCAAUGACAGGGAACAGGAGGACAGCAGCAGAAGCAGGGAGAGGCGUCCCAAAUCCUCCCGUUCCCAUUCUAGGCAUCUUAUCCCCAAUAAACGUUACCCUAACCUCAACAAACUCCCUGCAUCUGUGAAGUUUUGGGUGAAUGGAAGAGGUGAUGAUUCUAAUACUCCUCCAGCUUCCCUCCACCCACUCCUUCCGUCCUCCAAGCGGAGAAGAAGCAGCGGGAUGGACAGAGACGACAGUGGGAGAGUUGGCGAGCGGCGUCCUUUGUUAAUGCAUUAUGAAAAAGAUAAAGCACGGACAAGAGAAGGGCUUUCCUUCCCUGAGUGGGAAUCGGAGGAUGGCGACGAAGAUGAGGAUGAGCAACAGGAGGAAAGGCAGAGGGUGAGGGAGAGGGUGGGGGAGAGGGGGAAGAGAGCAGGUAGGGGGGCAGUGUCUGAGUCAGAGAGAGACAGGGCCAGGGCAGAGGACAGUUAUUCAGACGAUGGCUCGUCAGGGGAGUUUGGUCGUUUUGAAAGAUACUGGGAGGGAGGUGCGAGGGGAAGCAGCGCGGGGAUCGGGGGCAUAGGGGGAGGAGGCUGGUUCUUUGGCACCUACCCCUCCCGAGAAAAAGGGGGCAGUAUCAACAGUCGGGAUGAUUCCUUACUGGGAACGCGGGCGGAGGGAUGGAUUGGUGCUGAUUUUUGGGGGCCAGGGACAGGAGUAGGUUGGGGCUCAGGGGGAGGGAGUGGAGGGCUCGGCUCACAGUGGCCGCCACCCCCCCCGGCCUUCCCUCCUCCUAGGAGGUACUGGUCGAUGGACAAGAUCCCUGUGAAGGGUGAGAAAAAGUGGAAGAGUGGAGGAGGGAAGAGCAAGGGACGAGCUAGAAACAGUAGGGGAGAAGCAGGACAGGCCACCAUGUGUUCCUGCAGCCUUUAUCCUCAACCGCAUCCUUACCCACAUCCCGCCAGCCACUCGCACUCCUCCCACUCCAAGAGAGGAGCCACUUCCCAUAGCCAGGAAGAGCUUAUCCCCCACUGCCACAGCUUCAGCGGCGGCUCUCGCCCCAAGCCUCUGCCCCCGAAACCGGAUUCCAGUCAGGCCAAAUCAGGCAGCCAAUCUAACCUCAGCCUCAGCACACAGCCCACAGACCAUCCGCCUCAGCCCUCGCCGUCGCCACCGCAGCCGUCCAUGUCUCCCACCUCCCUACCGAUGCCCAUCCCGCCUCCCCCCUCCUCGGCCUCUGUUUCACCACCAGCAGGGGCAGGGAUGGUCGGCCAGGGCCAGGCACAGGCUUCGGCCAGUGCCAAACUCCAGUAUCAGAGACUGCGCUCGGGGCCACAGCCAACGAGGUUCUACUCCCCGCACCUGCCACUCAAAGCCAAGAGCCUGUGCUCUCGCCGAGGGUCGGCCCACUUCUCCAGCCUGGAGAGCGAGGUAUGACAGGGGGAGAGGAGAGAGGGAGACGUGGGAGCAAGCACCACUGCUAUUGAGAACCGUACCGCCAUGGCAGCUGCAGCCAGGGAUGACACCAGAGGUAUGGCUGCCUUGGUAAACAUAGGUAAUCAAUUAGCGACCAUUACUGCGGCAACUGGUGGGGACGGUAGUUGUGCUGCUAGCGAGAGCAACUCCACCGCCACCCGCUCCAUCGUAAGCGUGCUCGUGAGGGCGACGGUGAGACGGCACACCAGGGUGAGCUACAUCCGUUUGGAUGGUUCCCACGACGACGAGAGUGAAGGCGAUGCUGCAUCACGGGGGGCGGAAGCUCCCGAACUUAUUCUCCGCUCAGAACUGAGCUUUGUGAUGUCAUCUUCGGUUCUCCUCCCCUCCCCGAGUCACAACUAUGGAUAAGAGUAGUCUCCAGCUUGUGAGUAAUGAUGUCAUGUUUGUACACACAAACACACACACACACACAUGCACAAACCCACACACACACACACAUGCCCUCGUACACACUCGCAGAUAUAUAUGCUCGAAACGUCUCCCUCCCUCUGGCUUUGAGAACACACCUCGGUGGGACGUGGACAGACCCACCCUCUCCCAAAAGAUGCCAGUGUUUAGUCAGUAGACUCUGGCUGCCUGUCCUCAUUGGCUGUUGGCUUUUGAACUGGAUUGUUGGACUGCGUCUUGGUCUUGGAGAUACUUCCCCCACUUCUUCCCUUUUGUAAAUCAGUUGAUAUGAAAAGCAAUGCAGUCAGCUCUCUCAUGCACUCUGCCUGCCUGAUCACCUUUCACUGGGCAGUGAGGACAGUGCUAACUAUUAGCCCUUCGACCUCCUUUGACACCGUCAGACCCACCUAGCUCUACCCCAGGACCAUCUGCGUGAUGUCAUGUUUUACUAAAAAACCCUUUUCACCAAACAGAUUGAACAGGAACCUCCUUGCCCUUCUACCUGUUGGAGCUUCUCAUGUCUCUGUUCCAACGAGAGCUCGAACACAGCUGAGAUUCAAAAUAUUUGAACAACAAACUGAACUUUAAAAAGAGAAAUAACAAUAACAACAAAAAAAAGACAUGUAGCAGAUUUAUUUUUUGUCUGUCUAUUAUUUUCUUUCAUACUGAGACUUUUGUCCCCAUGCCCUCUUUUUUAUUCUAUCAAUAUAUGUCUCUCAUUGUGUUAGUGUCUUAAUAAAGAGGAGGCUGGAUGUGGCUUGUGUUGGAAGUGGGAAAGAUUUAAGAGCGGUGCCAAAUUUCCACUAAACAGCUUUAAGAUUGGUUUCCAAGUAAUUUGUUUUCAUAGAUUGCAGCGUCUCUUCUUUUCACAUGUAAACAGUGCAUAAUUCCCCAUCAUGUUAAUGAAUUAAGGGGAUGAAUGGUGCAAUAUCUGCAAUUGGCACUAGAUGGCUGCAUAAUAUUCAAGUGCGCUUUGGAGACAAUUGUGCAAGAGGCUCGUGGUAAGUUUCAUAAUUAUAGCUACAUUAUACAGAGCAAACGUUUUGCAGCUAUGAAUUUUAUUAUUUUUAUAAAAGUGGCCCGUCAGGAUUAAUUCAGAGUAAUUAUUAAAACCAAGUGCAGUGCAAUGUAAAAGCUCUUAGGAUAUUAUUGUAUUUCACUUCUAUAUUGUACCUUGGCAGAGUUUGUAGAUGAUGGAUUAUAUGAAGCACAACAUUCAUUGUAUUUUACAAAGAUCCGUACCACAGUUGUAACCGCACAAUUUACAGGUAGUAUAACUUGCCAAUGUGUGGAAAACUAUUCACUUGAUGUUAACUCAUGUUGUUGUUAUGGACAAUAAAAUUCACUGUUUCUAAGGCUCAAAUCACAAAGUCCCACAGAUGAGUGAGGUAAUGAUCUUGUGCUUUGACUAUUUCCUUUUGGCAAAUAAGACUGAACAAUAUACUGUGAAUGUUUAACGUUCCAAUUUGAGGUGCAUAUACAAGCUGAGACUUGACUGAAUGCAGUCAGUAAUAAGUCCCGUAAUCGAGAUCAUCAGAUGACUGUUUCACUUUGAGCAAUAUUCCCACCUUCAAUGUGACAGCGAUGCAAUGGCAUCUGAAACAUUCUAAUUGUUUAUCCUCUAGAACAUUUGUUUCAAGAGUCAGAUGCUCACAUCUUCACUGAUUUUUCUUUUGGGUGGAUUGUUAAAUCCAAUUUGGUCAGAUGUAAUUGAAAUAAAUGAGUUAAAGUCCACAGCACCUGGCUCUGGCUGACCAAUAGGAAUACAAAACGCUAUGUGUUCAAGGGACAGUAGUGAACUGUGGCGUUGGGCCUUCUGGGAGCUUUGCCAAAAGCCAUCUACUGUUGUGCCAAAAUUGUUCCAAUGUUGCCAACAUUGCGACGCACACACUACAUUUUCCACAUAUCCACCUCCUUUCUCACACUAAGACCAGCCACAGCCAAGCUCUUCUUCUAUUGUAGUUGAAUGUAGCUUUGACAUGAUGUAGCAAAAAAACACCUACUUUAAGUCUUUGUAGCUUUUUGGAUGCUGUUGAUAAUGGCUCGGAGGAGGGGGGGUUGGGGGAGGUGGUGUUGACCUGCUAUGUGAGGGACUGUACGUUGUGUUUGUGCAUGUCGUCACAGAUCGAAAGGUUAGUCGACCUUCUCAAUUCCCCUUAUUCUCCUUUGCCUUUCAAUGGCGGCAGGCUGUACCUUUGAUCUGCACAUGGAUUGCUUUUUUUUUCUAAGUCUGCGUGGGGCAAUAUUUUUUAAACCACAUCUAAAAUCUGAAGAAAUGAAAUUUUGAGAAAUGUUUUUGCUGUUUUCCAUCCUUUGGAAAAGCAGAAUCAUUGCAAUGUUUAGCUGAAUGAAAUCAAAGAGAUUUCCGGUGUUGGUGGGGGGGUGGAGGGGGGGGUUAGUUGUUCAAUUGUAACAAAGGCUGAGGACCCAGGUAGUAAGCUCGCUCUACUCCCAACAGUGGAAACCACCGCACCAGUUUGACUGGUUCCUGUGUAUUAAAGCACAGUCAUUUUCAACCAAUCAACAGGGCUUAAACCUGGUAUGUCAUUGAGCAUUAUUGAUUUCUAUUGAGGCGCUAAUACUUAAGUCUGUGACUGCAUGAACAGAAGUGACUCUUAAAAACCCUCUGGCUUAUUUUUGUUUUGUUUAUUUUUCUUUUAUGCUAAGAAAAAAUAAUAUAUUAAAAUAUACUAUGUUUUUGAGAAUGUACCAUGUUAUACUGUGAUUUAACUGAGAUAUUUUAUGUAUUCAAUUAUCAUUUGAAUUAUAUCAUUUAUCUAUAAAGAAAUAUAUAUGUACAAAUAAAUAUAUACAUAUAUAUACAUACAGGUGUAUAUAUAUAUAUUAAGUUUGGUAUAUUUGGAGGAAGUGUUAGAUGAAAUAGUUUUAAAUGUUUUAGCUUUGUAGCGAUUCUAGACACUGAAAUCAUUUUUGAAUUUCGACUCCUCCUAUAUGACUGUGAAGACAUUAGUGCCUGUGACAAAAAAGACAAGUAAAAGUCUAAACUCUCUCUUCAUCUGUAUCUACUAUAGCUAUCAGUCUUUCACUCCUCUCGUACUACCUAACAUUACUUUUGACACUCGCUGCUUUUACCCAUCGGCAUGUUUCUCUCACACAGUUUGCUGCCUCUUUUGCGUUCUCCUUUGUUGCUCGUUCUGGUUUUCAUCAACAAGCGUUCUCCACCUUAAAGUUUGGUGAUCAUAAGGUGAUCACACCACUUUGUUAAUUAACCCACCCAUUGACCUUUUGCUUUUUUCUUUGAUCGUUUUCUUUUUCAUCAGCUCAUUCUUCUGUCUGUCUCUCACUUAGCAAAAAACAGAGACCAGUAGAUACUGUGUUCUUGCUCCUUUUGACUGAUUGUUGAUGAUGAUGAUCAAUUCAUUGAUUGAUGAAAUAAUUAUUGAACAAUGUUACUAUUACUUAUGUGACUGAAUUGUGUAUCUGACGACCAUGCCACUGUAGCAAGUCUGGGCUGUACCACACCACCAGCGAGCAAAUGAGGCCACAGUUGCUAUGGUGUUGCCAUGGCAUUUUCAUGGCGUUGCCAUGGUGUCCUCCGCACCGCCUCCACCUGGUGCCUGCUGGGUAAUAUAGCAUAAUGUCCUUCACUUUCUCCAAAGCACUGGUCAAAAUCUGCUUAUGCUCCUCCCAGCUCAGUCCCGACCUUAACCAGUGCAAGGUGAAAUACUCUAAAGCUCCCGUCGGAAGAAUGCUGAGGGGCAGAAUGGUGGUGAGCGGUCUGCUGUCCAUGCUGAUCUAGACUGGACUGGUUUGGCUUGAAGUGGCAACGGUAUCGUGUUGAUCACCUAAUCUGUAAAUCGUGGGUUUAUGCUGCCCUGCAUGUAAUCCCAGAAGCUCUGGAUCACUGAUAGCCUCAAACAAGUCAGGACACAACUGCGUCUCUGCCUGUGUAUUUCUAGUAUUUAAAGUCUUGAGAGGAUACAUGCCAUUUACUGCAUUUGUAUUGCAUGAGCACUAGUCAUUUGAAAAAACCCACUGCAGCAUGGUUCUGUAAUACUCUCCUUCACUCCCCCUCUGCUUUUUUCCCCCUCUACUGCUAUUUCUGAAAGACUCAUACGCUCACACUUUGCUGUGCAUGCAUAUUUAACACACAAUGCGUACAUCACUCAGCCAAUGAUCCUCAUCUUCCUCUAGCACUCACUAAGCUGCAAUCUAAAGCUACUCCUCAAGUAGUCCGAUCAUCCCUCACAGGCACACGUGCGACACAAUGCACGUCCGGCCACACACACCAAAACUGCUCUAAAUUAAUUUGUGUAAAAUAACACUUUGUUAGUGGAGGAAGUUAAGUACAUUCACUGCUCUGCCUGUUUUGAGCUAUCUGUUUCUAGAGUUUGUGAUAUAGUCUUGCACUCUUGCUUCUCACUGUCCUGCCUGUUCUGAUCCAUCAAUCCCCGUUUGGAGUGGUCAGGUUCAAUUUGUUUUUCUUUGCUGACUUGCUCCUCUUUUUGAUUUACCUCGUUGUCCCUAUCUGCCUUGAUUUAUCACAUUUACUGUCUGGUUGAAUUGUAUGUACUGAACAGUCCAGUCCAGCCUAGCACAGCGUGCUCCAGGCCAGUCCAGUUUCUGAGUUGUAAGCGAUCCCGGGCGCAGCCUCAAGCUCAUCCCCUCUUUCUACUGGCCCAGUCACCUGGGAAGCAACACGUGUGGCGCUCCGGAAUUCAAACAGGGUCUUCAUUGGCGCAAGCGGCCGUGAAUUAUAUCAAGGAAACACAGGAGUGCCACACGUUACACUCACCAGGUCCAGGGUCUGCAUGUUGCACCAUGCCAGGCUUAACCUACCACAGUGACAGGGCACAUAUACCCACAGAAACCAGUGUGUGUGUGUGUGUUUCCAGCAUUGUGCAAGGCCCACUUCUGCUCUAGUAACCUCGCCAGCACUGUAGGCCUACUUAUGGGUUGCUAAGGCGGGUUGCUAGUGGGGUGAUGUUGCUCCUAGCCCAGACUGGUCUGGUCUGCGCCCUAAUUUUAAAUGUGUUAGUUUAUUUGACAUUGUCUGUCUGGGGUGGGGCUGGAGGGUCAGUGCUGCACUUACUUCCUGAGAAUUGCUUCAUAAAAUAUGAUUCUCUUUAAUUAA